AGAACACUUACUUGACUAGCCAGCACGUAGCAAUAAGAAGUAUCGUAGAGAAACUCAUGGAUACAGAGCUUCUUGCUAAACAGUCUGAUUGGAAAAAGAAGAUUAAGGACAUCAGAGACAUUAUUGAGAAGGUAGAGGCAAACGGUUACAAGAACACAGAGCCGUGGAGGUCUCAUUGGGAUUGGCAGCUGUAUAAAGCUCUUGAAUGUCAGUACAUAAAGACUUUGUUGUCUUUGCACAAACAUUUCCCGCUGGUCAAAGUCGACCUGGUCCUUCGCGGCCACAAAGUGCGUGUGCAACCGCCAAUGGAAGAGAUUCGUGUCCAGCAUUACCAUCAGUUACGACGGCUAGUGUCGAUGCCGGCUCAAUUCGUCGGUGUCCAAGCCUCCUACGAUGGCAAGGAAUCUAUCUUCGCCAGUAUCGUUGAAAAGCAUGGAUGGCUAGGCAAUAAAGCGGUCAAGCAACUGGAAGAGGCCCUGCUGGCGCUGGAGCGUAGUUGCUCGGUUUGGACGAAGCGUGCGGCGCUGGCGUGUGUCACCGACCUGGAAGGACUGUGCUCGGAGACACUGCACGAGCCCCAAGAUUGGGAGCUCAACUUCAAAGCCUGUAAAGCUUACGGUCAGGCUGUUGCGAAAAUGUCUUUCGAGGACGAAAAGAUCGACUGGAUAAUAAUGGGCACGGCAACUCUCCGCCGGGAGUUCGAAGCGCAAGCUCGCAACUUGUGGGCGUGUCUCAUGACGUCACUGCAGGCCAGCUGUCGCUCCGAUGCCGUCACUCUUGACGCUUUCGUUGCCAAUGCUAUGGUCAUGUUAGAGGACAAGCAAUUGCCUAAGAACGCCAAGGAACUGUCCGAGAUAAGCGGUAAACAGCAAGUGUUGCAGACCAAAAUGCCUGAGAUGGAGAAAUUAGUAGAAGCGUUAAAACGUAAGGGGUACCUGCUCCGCACGUGGGGCGGCGACGUGUCGGUGGACGGAACCGUGCAGGCUUGGCAGAAGAUCAAGGAACUCAUGCUGUCACACCAACAGAUGUUCGAACACCAGGCAGACAUAGUGAAAUCAAGUUUGAAUGGCGAAUGGGAGAAUUUGAAUACGACCGCCGAAGCUUGGUUCUCCCGGCUAUGUCAGGCGCGAUCCCGGUACGAGGAAACCCACGGCGCGUCUUAUGACGACAUGGUCGAUAGAUGUCGCUCUGUGUUCGAUGCGCGCGCGCAGUGGGAUUUAUAUGUCACUGAUAAAGAUGACCUUAUGAAAGAAUGCGAGAAGUUCGGUUUGAGUCUCGAUGUACCGGACUUAUGGAAGGAAGCGGAACAAUUGAUAAAUGAAUAUGUUAAUCUGUGGACUGUACUGAAGGAGUACAAUGAAGAAUACGAGUCUCUGGCGGAGCAGGAAUGGAUAGUGUUUCAGAAGAAGUUGCAUUUACUGGAUGAGUUUGCGUCCAAGUGGAGCGGCCGGCUUGAACCGUACACCAACGUCACCUUGUAUUUACAACAAGAGCUUGAUAAGUAUAAUGAUCUGACAACGCUGCUGAAGUACCUCCGCGGGUCGGAUUUCACGGAGCGGCACUGGCGCGAGGUGUUCAGCCUGCUCGGCAUGGAGUACAAGAAACCUGACACGCUGCAGGUCAAAGACUUGCUCGCCGUCGCCUUGGACAUCAAGAAAAAUAUCAAAGCUUUACAGAAAAUCAGUUCGACGGCGUCGAGCGAGGCGGCAGUGAGGACAGCUCUGAACGAGCUAGAGCUGUGGUUCGCGGGCGCCCGGCUGGUCGUCAUCUACUACAACGACAAGUCUAAACGACCCGCGCCGAUUGUCAAGGACUACAAGGAUAUAUUGGCUAAAAUAGAAGAACAGCAAUGGGUGGUGUCGUCAGUGAGCGGCGGCGUGGGGGGCGGCGGCGGGGGCGGGGCCGCGGGCGGCGACGCGUGCGCGGCGUGGGAGGCGCGGCUGCGCGCGGCGCGGGCGCUGCUGCGGGCCGCGCACCACGCGCAGCGCAGGUCAGGCCACGUGGCGUCUUCUGACACUUCAUUCUUUCAAGGAUACUGCAGGCCUACCACGCUAUGUAAGCGCAACGCGACGCGACGCGACAUAAAAUAA
Molecule: messenger RNA, 2090 nt
Organism: Pectinophora gossypiella (pink bollworm)
Lineage: Eukaryota; Metazoa; Arthropoda; Insecta; Lepidoptera; Gelechiidae
Product: cytoplasmic dynein 2 heavy chain 1-like
Exons: 12
Coding region: 57-2090 (677 amino acids)
Biological process (GO): microtubule-based movement
Cellular component (GO): dynein complex
Molecular function (GO): dynein intermediate chain binding; dynein light intermediate chain binding; minus-end-directed microtubule motor activity
Source: RefSeq, a predicted model, not a curated record